UCGAUUCGGGAGUGACAGCUGUGGUGGUGAGCAGAGUAAGGGUGGAACGUCUGGGAAAGGGAUCAUUGACACCGGACGUACCGGGGAAAGGGAUCGCGGACAAAAGGGGCACCGAGAACUAGAAUCAAAAACAGGAAGACGUAAGGAAGAACGGUGUCAUUAGCGGCUCGCAGCGCCGAGGGAAGCACUGACAGGAGGAAUAGGGGGUCAUAGGCUAGGAUAUUGGGGUGUAGGCCUGUAUUGGGGCGCCUUGCGGAUCCCUGUCUGCACUGUGUAUUUGUGGUUGUAACAAUGUUUCGGUGGUCAUCAGUAAAGAAGCGUCACCUUUGUUAAUGGCACACUGAAGUAGUGGUCUCUCUUUAGGAGAGAGAGGUUAUUUAAAGGUGUUACCUGAUGGCAUCUCAAUAUAACGCACCCUUUGACGAACAGGGAGAGGUGCGGGAGGGUUUCUUGUGCCCACUAUGUUUGAAGGAUCUCCAGUCCUUUUACCAGCUUCAUUCCCAUUAUGAAGAAGAACAUUCCAGUGAAGACAGAGAUGUGAAGGGACAGCUGAAAAGUCUGGUGAAAAUUGCCAAGAAGGCAACAAACAAGCUGCUAAAGAGAGAUGGAGCUGAGCGUGCUGAUGGUGGGAGCCAGGAGCGAUAUGAAUCGUAUAGUUAUGGUGGAGUAGAUCCAUGCUUGUGGGACCCUCAGGAGCUGGGAGCCACAAAGAGCCACCUGGCAGAUUUUAAGAGACAUCGAGCUGCCCGGAUUGACCAUUAUGUUGUGGAAGUGAACAAGUUAAUUAUCCGCUUAGAAAAGCUAACAUCAUUUGACCGAGUUAAUACGGACUCUGCCAGGAUAAGAGCCAUAGAAAAGUCUGUGGUACCGUGGGUUAGUGACCAGGAUGUGCCGUUCUGCCCUGACUGCGGGAAUAAGUUUAGCAUCCGUAACAGGCGCCACCACUGUCGGCUGUGUGGAUCCAUAAUGUGCAAGAAAUGUACCGAACUUGUCACACUCCAGUUUGCUAGUAAGCUAACCAGUGCCAGCAAACACUCGGUGUCUUCUCAUGGUAGCCCCAACAUGUCCCCGAACAGCAGCGCCCAGGCGUCACGCAGGGGCAGCAUCAGCAGUCUUAGCAGCGUCAGCUCGGUCCUGGAGGACAAAGACGACGACAAGGUCCGUUGUUGCCAGCACUGCAAGGACACGCUGAUCAAACGGGAGAUGCAGAUGGACGAGAAGGACCACACGCCUGAAAUCGUCAAACUCUAUCAGAAACUCAGAGCCUGUAUGGAGAAGGUUGAUCAGAAGGCACCUGAAUAUAUCAAGAUGGCUCAGUCUAUAAACGCGGGUGAGACAACCUACAAUUUGGACUUUGCCAAUAAUGUUCGGCUGGAGGUGCAGAAACUCUAUGAAUUAAUAGAUGCAUUCAGCAAGAAGAUUCUUAUCUUGGGAAUGAAUGAAGAGCCUAAACCUCACCCCAAAACUCAGCAGCUCCAGAAGAUGGUGAGAUACUCAGCCACGCUGUUUGUGCAGGAAAAGCUUCUGGGUCUGAUGUCUCUGCCUACUAAGGAGAAGUACGAGGAGCUGAAGGAGAAGCGCAGGCAGGAGAACGAGCAGAAGAUGCAGAGGGAACGGCAGGCAGCACUUGAGGCACAGAGGAGAGGAGAUGAGAAAAAAGGAGACGCUGCCUCUCGCUCAUCUGAUGCACUCAACGGAGAACUUUCUCCAAGAGGAGGCAUUCGGAAGGUGGAAGGGUGGCUUCCGACACCUGGAGCUCCUAGAAAUAGAGAGACCCUGGACCCGCUUCUCCAGCAGAUCGAGAACAUAACCUCGUACAUCCAACAAGCGAGAGAGGCCGGGCGUGUGGAUGAGGUGCAAAUGCUAGAGGAGAAUCUGCGACAGCUACAGGAGGAGUAUGAUCAGCAACAGGUGGAAACUGCUAUUCGGAUGUCCAAGGAGCUGGCCGAAGAGGAGGAUAUGCAGAGAGAGCAGCUGGAGGUGCUCAGGAGGAGAGAAGAGGAACGAGAGCAACUUAAGGGCUUGGUUAAACACAACAGGACUCAUUCGCUGGACUUUAGAGAGCAGGCGCAGAUGUCCAUCUGGCAAGACAUGCAGACAUCAGCACUGGACUUGGAGCUCCCUAAAAGAGAUUUAAGUCCUCUUUUGUCCUCUUCAACUCCUGGAAUAACUCAAAGUAGAAGCGAGACGGAAACCGAUCCUGACCUACUUAGUCGUCCUGUGUGUCUUUCCCCAGUAAUGUCCCAUGUGGAAGUGAAUAAAACUACCCCACCAAACCCAUUUGAAGAGGAUGAGCCUGCACCUGCCCUUCCAAACCACACUCAGCAAAAUGGUCGGAAAGAAUAUAACCCUUUUGAUGAGGAUGAUGAGGAGAAGCCAGAUGGAGACCAAACCGAUAAACCUGGUUCCGGACUGGACUAUUACAAUCCCUUUGAAAACUCUAAAGAUAAUUACUUGGAGCCGGUGGCUUCAAAAAACCCCUUUGAGGAUGAUGAGCAAGCUGGGUCGGGGAACCCAUUUGAGGAGUCGAUGGAGGAAGAGCAGAUAGAAGAAGAAUUGCUCCUGCAGCAGAUUGACAACAUCAAGGCGUACAUCUUCGAUGCCAAGCACAGCGGUCGUCUAGAUGAGGUGGAGGUCUUGACAGAGAAUCUGAGAGAACUGAAGAUGACACUGGCUAAACAGAAAGGACAGACCAAGUGACCAGAAGAGGAAAAUCCCUAGCCAUGACCGUGGCUUUACUGCAAGGUGUCCACACUCCAUAAUCCUACAGACCUUUGAAUAUCGAUGCCUUUAACACAGAGAGCGUCUUAACACACAAAGCAUCAGAGAGACU
This is a messenger RNA of Spea bombifrons (plains spadefoot toad), 2833 nucleotides long. It is a transcript of the gene RBSN, whose product is annotated as rabenosyn, RAB effector. Lineage: Eukaryota; Metazoa; Chordata; Amphibia; Anura; Pelobatidae. The transcript has 12 exons. Gene Ontology annotation, molecular function: metal ion binding. The coding region runs from base 394 to 2700 and encodes 768 amino acids. The record is from RefSeq and is a predicted model, not a curated record.